AACAAGAAAAUGUAUCUGGCUUAAAUUCUUUAAGUGAUAUUGAACCUGGAUCAAAAGAAAACUCUGAUAAUGAAUUCUUUAUCAAUCAAUCGAAAAAACGUAGCAAUCUAUCAUCUAAAAAGACGUUAAGUGAUGAAAAUGAUGAAUACAAUAAUAAUCAUGCAACUAAUAGCACGCCAUCUGGAGAUAGUAACGAAUAUGAUAAAGGUUAUGUAGAUAAUAUCGAAUACGAUAAUGAUUAUGUAGAUAAUCACGAAUAUGAUAACGAUCAUAUAACCCAAGUAACUGGUGAUAUGCCAUCUGAAAAUAAUUCUGGCACAAGUAAAUCAUCCAAAUCCAACCUUAAAGAUCUUCAACUCAUACCCAUUAAUAAGCAAAAUUCUAAACAACAAAACAUUGAUCAAGUGUUUCAGAAAAUUGUAGCAAAUGAUCCUAAGCGAAAAACGGUUCGAGAUCAAAAGUUUAUUAGUAUGUUAAUUAAGGAUCAAUUGCCUAUUAAUAUAUGGGAAGGAACUGGUUUUAUUGAGUUUUUAGCAGAGUUUGAUCCUAAUUAUCGAUUGCCUUGUGAAAGACAUUGCUGA
Racocetra fulgida is the source of this 581-nucleotide messenger RNA. The record is from the annotation of a GenBank genome assembly. Lineage: Eukaryota; Fungi; Glomeromycota; Glomeromycetes; Diversisporales; Gigasporaceae.